CGUUGUUCCAGUGUGCAUUUCAACUUACUAAGCUCAGGGAGCAACACAAUGCAGAAAAUUCUAUCAUCCCUUGUUAUUGCCAUCGUUGCUGGCGUUGCUGUUGACUCUGCCGCAGUCGAUCUGACGAGUAAAUCAGUGGGCAAACGAGAUCUAUGGCAAUAUAGUGGAUUUGAAGGGGGAUAUCAUGGCGGUUCAGGAAUCCAGGAACGAUCGUUCUCUGGAGCCUGGAACUCCGGACACGGUGCUGAACAACAUCAGCCACAACAACAGGAACAACACUUCCAGGGUCAUCAGGAACAUUCACAGCAACUGAGGGUCCCGGCUGUUCAUGAAUGGCACAGCGAUGGAGGUUAUGGAGGCAAUCAGGGUCACCAGGAUGCCUGGAAGCCAACAUCCUUCGGCGCAUCCCGAUCGCUGCAUGGAAUCAACAGUCACAGCGUAGAAUCCAACGAGAAAGAGCAUACGCAGAAUGAGUGGCAUGGGGAUGAGAGCCAGGAACGAGGACACGAUGGAGGUCACGGAGGUCACGAAGCUCACAUUGAAGAUCACGAGCAUGCUCACCACCAUCACCAUCAUCAUCAUGUUAAGGUUAUUGAGGUUCCAAAACCUUUCCCUGUACAUGUGGAAAAGCCAUAUCCAGUGUAUGUUGAAAAGCCAGUUAUUGUGGAGAAGCACGUGCCAAUCAAGCUGCUGAUCACCAAGAAGUAUCACUCACAUAAACACUGAUGAGUGAAUACUUCUAGUUUAACCUUAGGAUAGAUGUCAGUCAAAGUCGUAGUUAUUAAGUUAGUUAAA
Uranotaenia lowii is the source of this 795-nucleotide messenger RNA. Its product is annotated as histidine-rich glycoprotein-like. Lineage: Eukaryota; Metazoa; Arthropoda; Insecta; Diptera; Culicidae. The coding region runs from base 49 to 726 and encodes 225 amino acids. The transcript is spliced from 2 exons. The record is from RefSeq and is a predicted model, not a curated record.